Messenger RNA from Penicillium canariense, 597 nucleotides. RefSeq names its product GNAT family N-acetyltransferase. The coding region runs from base 1 to 597 and encodes 198 amino acids. Lineage: Eukaryota; Fungi; Ascomycota; Eurotiomycetes; Eurotiales; Aspergillaceae. The record is from RefSeq and is a predicted model, not a curated record. Gene Ontology annotation, molecular function: acyltransferase activity, transferring groups other than amino-acyl groups. The transcript has 2 exons.
AUGGAGUUACCGUGUCAGCCCGUCUAUGUGAAUAUCCCGUCUUCCAACAACUUCGCCGAAAGCGAGCGCCUGCUGCUUCGGCCAAUCUGUGACUCUGAUGCCGCUGCACUGUUAGCUAUUCCUUCUCGACCGGAAUUGGCGAAGACAAACCACCCCAAGGAGCCAUUCAAAUCUAUCGAAGAAACUCGUCAAUGGAUGUCAAGUAAAACUUUUGCCGAGGGUCCCUUAGAUAUCAUUGGAUGCUCCUUUACUUUUGCGAUUCUGGACAAGUCUAUCCCCAAAUCACAGGAGCAGCUAGUUGGCUAUGUUAGCGUCAAUACGCUAGAUCCGUGCCCUGAGAUUGGAUACUCUCUACUUCCUGAAUCAUGGGGGAAGGGCUUCGCGACGGAGGCACUACGAAUGAUGCUAAAGAUGUGGUGGGACCUCCCGAGGAGAAGUGUUGAUGAUUGUAAUGGAAAUGAAGAAAAGGUUUAUGCUAUUUGUGAGAAGGCAAAUGAAGCAAGCUGUAAGGUUCUUAGGAAAUGUGGGUUCGAGGUUGUUUCUGAGUUCUGCUUUGAGGGAGAUAAGCUAUUAAUUUGGGCCUUACAGAAGUGUUAA